AUGACGGCCGCCAUCCUGCUGCGCUCGUGCGUUGAGACCCUCUUAGCCUUCGUGUUCUGGCCCGCAGUAACUCUGAUUAUGCUCCCAUUCCUUUAUGUUCCCGUCAUCGCGCCAUUCAUUGCGCUCGGCGUCUGCAGCUCCGACACUGCGUUCGGCGUGCCUCCCGCCCUCCUCGCCUGGCGAAGCCUUUCGUUUCUGAUUCCGAUGGUGCUCUUUAUUGACCUGCCGGUAGCCGUCUUAUUCGCAGCGACUUUACUGAUCGAGCUUCUAUUCCUCCGGAACCCCCUCAUCCUCGCCGUCUACAGCCUCUGCCGAAGCGCCUCAAGGUUUGCCAUCGACCGCCAGCCACCGCUCCCCGACACCGAGGCCGGCCAUCCGGCCGGCUUUGUCAGCUCGGCGUCGGCUCAGGCCGAGCAUCGCGAACAAUCCUCGCCAAACACCAACGACGGCGCCCGCUACCGCGAGCACGACUCCGUCUGGGCUGCCCUCGAGGGCGACGGCGACAAGGUCCAGCCGGGAGAUGUGAGGCUGGUCAGUCUGAACUGGCUCAUGGCGCUGGCAGAGCGGGGCGACGUGCUGCCGCGGCGGCAGAGCUUGCCAGAGGAGGCCUUCUUGAGCUCUGCUCAGCUGAGGCGGAUUGAGGAAGGCGCCAGGCGCGGCCUCGAUCGCGCUGGACUGGAGGAGGCCUUUGUGCGCCUCAGCAAGGAGCCCUCCCCCUCGUCCAUUCUCGGCUUGCUCGCGAGCUUUUUCGGCCGCAAGCGCAAUCCUGACGGGCUGCUCCCGAUCGUCUCCAUCUCCUAUUGCUGGCUCGAGGCGGCGCAUCCGGAUCGAGAGGGCCGCCAGCUCCAGCUGCUCUGCCGCAAGCUGCGGGGCCUCUACGGCGGGCGCGGCCUGCUCGGCGCGUGCCGCGCCUACGGCUUCUCGGACAUGGCGAGCUUCCUCCCCCGCCUUGCCCCCACCGCCGCUCCCUUCCUCGGCGCCACUCCCUUCCUCGCCCGCGCAGGGGGUGUUUCUGGACUGGACCUCUGGUACGCGCACGCCUCGAUCACGGUUGUGCUCCUCACGCAGCUGCCCGACGAGCUGCCCGCCGGCUUUGACCGGAGCCGGACCUACGAUACUCGCGGCUGGACGACAUUCGAGCGGUGCUCCGCAGAGCUGGGCGCAAAGCCUUCCUCGCCGGUACUUGCCAAGUGGAAGCUCGUCAUCGACGUCGCCAGCGACGACGGCGGCGCUCAGCGGCGGCUCCCGACGACUCCGAAGCGCAUGGCGACGCUGCUCGCCGCUUGCCGCUUCACCAACGGCGCGGACUCGGAGGCCGUGCUCGCGCUCUACGAAAAGACGGCGAAGGCCGUGCUGGGCACGGUCAAGAAGCUCGACUACUAUGGGCUGCCGCUCUUGCGUGGCGACGCGUGGACUAGCCCGGCGCUGCUGGCGGAGGCGCUAAACUAUUGCGAGAGCCUCCGGACCCUCGUUGUACUUGGGAAUCGCCUCGACGACGAGGGCAUGACGGAGCUUGCGGCGGGGCUCGAGGACGGCGCGCUCCCGGCGCUUAAGAACCUCUCCAUUGCGGUAAACCGCUACGGCGCGCGUGGUGUCGUCGCGCUCUGCGACGUGUUCCGUCGCGGUGUGGCGCCGACGCUGCAUUUGCUCAACGUCAGCUGGACGCCCAUCGGCGACAACGGAGCCGCGGCGCUAGCAACGACGCUCGCGAUGGGCAAGCCGUCGCGUUCGCUAGACGUGUGGGGCUGCGACGUGGGUGCCGAUGGCGCGAUGGCACUCGCGGCUGCCCUCCCGGCUGCGGGUCAGAGGUGUCAUGUGAACGCCCCAUUUAAUCGGAUGGGCCUCGCGGGCCAGGCGGCACUGCUGGAGGCGCUCGAGGCGAAGCACGGGCCGCAGCUGGGGCAUGGCUUUGCGGUGCUGCAGGUGACCUUGCUUCCCUGGUCGACCCCGCUCGUGCGCGCACUUGGUCGAGGGUUUCGCCGUGUGUUUGAGAGCGGCCGAAUGCGCGUGUAG
Molecule: messenger RNA, 2013 nt
Organism: Emiliania huxleyi CCMP1516
Lineage: Eukaryota; Haptophyta; Isochrysidales; Noelaerhabdaceae
Exons: 2
Coding region: 1-2013 (670 amino acids)
Biological process (GO): activation of GTPase activity; nucleocytoplasmic transport
Cellular component (GO): cytosol; perinuclear region of cytoplasm; nucleus
Molecular function (GO): small GTPase binding; GTPase activator activity
Source: RefSeq, a predicted model, not a curated record